AUGGCACGUCCAAACAAAAGAAAGACGCAAUUUAAAGCUGCUAGAGCCAAGAAGCAUACAAAGAAAUUGUAUGCAUUUGAACCAAAUAACAUGUUAGAUUAUGAAAAUCUUGAUGACCAUAUUUGGUCAAAUCAUGAAAUUGAUGAAAGAGUUUCUGAUUACUUUGCUGUUUUAUUAAUGGCUAGUAAAAAUAAAAAUAUCUGGAAACCUUUGGGUAGGUCUUCAACUUACAUUGAAGGUUUCAAAAGAACCCGAAGACGUAAAAAAGCGGAGCUAAGGAAGGCUGCACAAAAUACCCGGUCAAUCACUACUUACUUAGCUCCUGCCUUAACGACUUCUACUUUCGAAUCAUCUACGGAAUCAAUAAAGAUGGAAUCAAUCAAGGUGGAAUCAAUAGGGGUGGAAUCAGCAGAAAUGGAAUUGAUAGAAGUAGAAUCAACAGCAGAUUUAUCUGCAGAAAUUGAUCUUGAUGAGAGAAUGAAAAUGAGGUUGGCAAUUGAGGAGUUGAAGAGGACAUUAAAAAAAGAUGACAAUCAAAUGGAUAAAGGUGCUCAAAAUUGGAUAAAAUGGCAAAAACUUCCAAAAGAGAACCGUGGUAAAUUCACAAAGGUAUCAAGCCUUCUUGAUGAUGAGAGAAUAUCCAUGAAG
Molecule: messenger RNA, 648 nt
Organism: Racocetra persica
Lineage: Eukaryota; Fungi; Glomeromycota; Glomeromycetes; Diversisporales; Gigasporaceae
Source: the annotation of a GenBank genome assembly